Seminavis robusta is the source of this 1131-nucleotide messenger RNA. The record is from the annotation of a GenBank genome assembly. NCBI's taxonomy places the organism in Eukaryota, Bacillariophyta, Bacillariophyceae, Naviculales, Naviculaceae.
AUGAAUCGAGAUAUUCCUUUGGAUAUUCCCACCUCGAUUGAAUCAGGGGUGCCAAACCUUUCCCUGAACUUCUAUGAUGCCCAGUCUAGCUUUGACUUUCAGAAUGCUAUUCUAUCCCUUGAUCUUGAAGAGCUGCACCUGGCUUCCCAGGUUGGGGAUUGCAGAAAAAUCACGAACACCCAAGACCCUGAAGACUACAAGACUUGCUUCCAUGUCUACCAAGAACUCUGGCCCGAUGAUUUUCCUGCUGGGUUUGAGAUCAAAGGAGCUGAGCCAUUCAGGGAACUGGGGGUGAUGGGAGAAUCCUCAAUGUUUAUCCCCCUCUUUGCUGCAGAACAGGAUCCAUCCCUUGUCUCUUAUGUUGGUUUGAGAGGACAGGAGAAUAGGCAUAAGAUUGCUGAGACCUUCAAGCGACCAACCCGUUGGGGGCAGUACUGCCGGGAAGUGUCCCCAACAAGCUGUGCCGAAUCAGAUCCCAUAGCACAACGAGCACCAGAAACAGUAGAGGAAGAGAACGGCUUUUUUGUGGAGGGAUUCUACAAUGGCCACUUUCGUCACACCGAAGAGAGCAACUGUGACAAGUAUCCAACAAAUUGUACUGGCCACUUUGUGGACUAUGAUUGUAAUUAUGCUUCUUUUGCACAACCAAAUGCACACCACCUGGAUAUUGCCUUUGCCUUUGAAGGGCCGGAGCCAAAUGGCGGCUAUGCCUUGGCUGAAGCUGUCCAAAUUUGGGCUGCUGCCAAUGCCACAAAAUCCCCUGUGGCUUUCAUGUGGUUUGCUCCAGAACCAAUGCUUGAGUCAUUCAUAGGGACAGAGGCUGAGUUCACAAAGGUUCUAUUUCCAACAGCAACACAGGACUGCAUUGACCACCGCAUUGACUUUCGUAUUCUUUGUGAUCCCGAAGCCACAUUUGAGGAGAAGAUGGGGGAUCCACGGGGUGUCUGUGACACAUAUCCACGUGCCCUAAAGAAUGCUAUUAGCAGUGGUGUGGUUGACAUAUCUUCGAGUAUUGGAAAGAGCAGGGCAGAGACACAUGGAACUUUGAUCCAAGGGCAGCCGUUUGCCAGUGGGUUGGUGAGAACUUGGAAUAUCUUCAAGCCUACAUCCCAGAAUCCCAUCCCCGAGUAA